AACAGUAGAUUGUUAUUCAUGGCAAGCUAAACGUUAGGUAGUGAGGGUUAGAGUAGAAGUUACAUAUUAGUGGUAUUAAUCACGGUUAGCGUAAUACUGAAUAUAACAGAUUUUAUAUUAAUUAUAGUUUCAUGAGAACUCAAAAUUGAAUUGGAUUAUGUAUGAGCCAGAAGAUGAUCCUAUGCUUGAUGAAGAUGAUUCUGAAGAAAUUUCUCCAGAACUUUGGCAGGAAGCUUGUUGGAUUGUCAUUAGUGCAUAUUUUGAUGAAAAAGGUCUAGUGCGACAGCAGCUGGACUCAUUUGAUGAAUUUAUUCAGAUGUCAGUACAGAGAAUUGUGGAAGAUACACCGCAGAUUGACUUACAAGCUGAAGCACAGCAUGUUAGUGGUGAAAUAGAAACACCUCCACGCUAUUUAUUAAAGUUUGAACAGAUUUACUUGUCAAAACCAACUCAUUGGGAAAAAGAUGGUGCCCCAAGUCCUAUGAUGCCAAAUGAAGCUAGACUUCGAAAUUUAACAUACUCAGCACCCUUGUAUGUGGACAUCACUAAAACUGUGAUAAGAGAGGGUGAAGAUCCAAUUGAAACACAACAUCAGAAGACUUUUAUUGGAAAAAUUCCUAUAAUGCUGAGGUCUGCUUAUUGCUUGUUGAGUGGUUUAACUGACAGGGAUUUAACAGAGUUUAAAGAAUGUCCUUUAGAUCCUGGAGGUUAUUUCAUUAUUAAUGGAUCGGAAAAGGUUCUUAUUGCUCAAGAAAAAAUGGCAACCAACACUGUUUAUGUAUUUUCUAUGAAAGAUUCUAAGUAUGCUUACAAGACAGAGUGUAGAUCAUGCCUUGAACAUUCUUCAAGACCAACUAGCACUUUGUGGGUUAAUAUGUUGGCCAGAGGAGGACAGGGUGUACGAAAGAGUGCUAUUGGCCAGAGAAUUAUAGCAAUUCUUCCAUAUAUCAAACAGGAAAUUCCAAUCAUGAUUGUGUUCAGAGCUUUGGGUUUUGUGGCAGACCGAGACAUUCUUGAACACAUCAUCUAUGAUUUUGAUGAUCCAGAAAUGAUGGAAAUGGUGAAGCCAUCUCUGGAUGAAGCUUUUGUAAUUCAGGAGCAGAAUGUAGCUCUAAACUUCAUUGGAUCUAGAGGUGCUAGACCAGGUGUGACUAAAGAGAAACGGAUUAAGUAUGCCCGAGAAAUUCUUCAAAAGGAGAUGUUACCUCAUGUUGGAGUUAGUGAUUUUUGUGAAACUAAGAAAGCUUAUUUUUUGGGAUACAUGGUUCAUAGAUUACUACUAGCAGCUCUUGGACGAAGGGAACUUGAUGAUCGAGACCACUAUGGAAAUAAGAGGCUGGAUUUGGCUGGUCCUUUGCUUGCUUUCCUUUUUCGUGGGUUAUUCAAGAACCUCACUAAAGAAGUCAGAAUGUAUGCUCAGAAGUUCAUUGAUAGAGGUAAAGACUUCAACUUAGAGCUGGCCAUAAAAACUAGGAUUAUCACCGAUGGCUUGCGCUACUCUCUUGCCACCGGAAACUGGGGAGACCAGAAGAAAGCUCACCAAGCCCGUGCUGGUGUGUCUCAGGUAUUAAACAGAUUAACCUAUGCCUCCACCCUCUCACAUCUCAGACGAGUAAAUUCUCCAAUUGGUCGAGAUGGCAAGCUGGCUAAGCCUCGACAGCUACACAACAGCCUUUGGGGAAUGAUAUGUCCAGCAGAAACACCUGAGGGUGCUGCUGUUGGCCUUGUGAAGAACCUGGCAUUGAUGUCCUAUAUUUCUGUGGGGUCUCAGCCUUCACCAAUUCUCGAGUUUUUGGAAGAAUGGAGCAUGGAAAACCUAGAAGAAAUAGCUCCAUCUGCUAUAGCAGAAGCAACAAAAAUUUUCGUCAAUGGUUGUUGGGUAGGAAUUCAUAGAGAUCCAGAUCAGUUAAUGAACACCUUAAGAAAGUUGAGAAGACAAAUGGAUAUCAUUGUAUCAGAGGUGUCUAUGGUACGUGACAUUCGAGACCGAGAAAUUAGAAUAUUUACAGAGGCGGGGAGAAUUUGUCGACCACUGUUGAUUGUAGAGAACCAGAAACUGUUAUUGAAAAAACAUCAUAUAGAUAUGUUAAAGAAGAGAGAGUUUAACAACUACAGUUGGCAAGACUUGGUGUCUAGUGGUGUAGUAGAAUAUAUUGACACUCUAGAAGAAGAAACGAUCAUGCUGGCUAUGAACCCUGAUGAUCUACAGGACAAGGGGUUGUCAUACUGUUCAUCAUACACCCAUUGUGAAAUCCACCCAUCCAUGAUACUUGGUGUUUGUGCUUCCAUUAUUCCUUUCCCUGACCAUAAUCAGUCCCCACGAAAUACGUACCAGUCUGCCAUGGGUAAACAAGCUAUGGGAAUCUAUAUCACAAACUUUCAUGUACGGAUGGACACUUUGGCACAUGUGCUUUACUAUCCACAGAAGCCCUUGGUAACAACUCGAUCUAUGGAGUACUUAAGGUUCAGAGAACUUCCUGCUGGAAUCAAUGCUAUUGUUGCAAUCAUGUCCUAUACAGGCUACAACCAAGAAGAUUCUGUCAUUCUCAAUGCUUCAGCCAUUGAUCGUGGGUUUUUCAGGUCUGUUUUCUACCGAUCUUACAAAGAUGCAGAAAGUAAAAGAAUAGGAGAUCAAGAGGAACAGUUUGAGAAGCCUACCAGAGAAACAUGUCAAGGAAUGAGAAAUGCCAUAUAUGACAAGUUAGAUGAUGAUGGGAUCAUUGCUCCUGGGACUAGGGUAUCUGGGGAUGAUGUGAUCAUUGGAAAGACCAUCACUUUGCCAGAAAAUGAUGAUGAACUGGAAGGAACUACUCGUAGGUUCACUAAACGAGAUGCCAGCACUUUCCUGAGAAACAGUGAGACUGGGAUAGUUGACCAGGUCAUGUUAACGCUAAAUGCUGAGGGUUACAAGUUUUGUAAAAUAAGGGUUCGGUCUGUACGUAUACCUCAGAUUGGUGACAAGUUUGCUAGCCGUCACGGACAGAAAGGAACCUGUGGUAUUCCUUACAGACAAGAGGAUAUGCCUUUCACAGCUGAAGGACUUACCCCUGAUAUAAUCAUCAACCCCCAUGCUAUUCCUUCCCGUAUGACUGUUGGGCACUUGAUUGAGUGUUUGCAGGGAAAGGUUUCUGCUAACAAGGGAGAGAUUGGUGAUGCUACACCAUUUAAUGACACAGUGAACGUGCAGAAAAUAUCCUAUCUUCUCCAAGAAUAUGGCUAUCACUUAAGAGGAAAUGAAGUAAUGUACAAUGGCCAUACUGGACGAAAGGUUAAUGCACAAAUUUUCUUGGGACCAACUUACUAUCAACGUCUAAAGCACAUGGUGGAUGAUAAAAUUCACUCCCGAGCUAGAGGCCCUGUACAGAUUCUUGUUCGACAGCCUAUGGAGGGUAGAGCCAGGGAUGGAGGUCUUCGUUUUGGUGAGAUGGAACGAGACUGUCAAAUCUCUCAUGGUGCAGCCCAAUUUUUGCGAGAAAGAUUAUUUGAAGUUUCUGACCCAUAUCGUGUUCAUGUUUGUAAUCUCUGUGGCUUGGUCUGUAUCGCUAAUCUGAGGAACAACACAUUUGAAUGCAAAGGCUGCAGAAAUAAGACACAGAUAUCACAAGUGAGGAUCCCUUAUGCCUGCAAGCUUCUAUUUCAAGAGCUAAUGGCUAUGUCAAUUGCCCCAAGGAUGAUGGUUACAUGAAGUUUUAAUGAAGCUAAUGAGAACAAUAAUGUAAAAUACUGUCAUAAAUGCUAGUGAAAACUUCCUUUGUGAAGAAUGGAUAAUAAAGAUUUUUUUUAUGGAGUGA
Limulus polyphemus (Atlantic horseshoe crab) is the source of this 3791-nucleotide messenger RNA. It is a transcript of the gene RpII140, whose product is annotated as DNA-directed RNA polymerase II subunit RPB2. Gene Ontology annotation, biological process: DNA-templated transcription. Gene Ontology annotation, molecular function: DNA-directed RNA polymerase activity; DNA binding; ribonucleoside binding. Lineage: Eukaryota; Metazoa; Arthropoda; Merostomata; Xiphosura; Limulidae. Gene Ontology annotation, cellular component: RNA polymerase II, core complex. The transcript is spliced from 22 exons. The coding region runs from base 158 to 3685 and encodes 1175 amino acids. The record is from RefSeq and is a predicted model, not a curated record.